Molecule: messenger RNA, 1231 nt
Organism: Ornithorhynchus anatinus (platypus)
Lineage: Eukaryota; Metazoa; Chordata; Mammalia; Monotremata; Ornithorhynchidae
Gene: ERI1
Product: exoribonuclease 1
Exons: 7
Coding region: 193-1008 (271 amino acids)
Biological process (GO): exonucleolytic trimming to generate mature 3'-end of 5.8S rRNA from tricistronic rRNA transcript (SSU-rRNA, 5.8S rRNA, LSU-rRNA)
Cellular component (GO): nucleolus; cytoplasm
Molecular function (GO): 3'-5'-RNA exonuclease activity; nucleic acid binding
Source: RefSeq, a predicted model, not a curated record
CCUGAGGGGCGCGGGCCUGAGGGGCGGCCAACGCGGGACGGCGGGGAGCGCGCGCCGGAGGCCGGGGGCAAACAGUGCUGCCAGUUUGAUGACCGAGAAACAAAUGGAAAGGAGCCCAUUAGCCCCGGCGCGAGUGACUUCAGUGAUCCAGUUUACAAAGAGAUAGCUGUUACCAACGGGCACAUUAAUCGAAUGAGCAAAGAAGAACUGCGAGCUAAACUUUCCGAAUUUAAGCUUGAAACCAGAGGAGUAAAAGAUGUGCUGAAAAAGAGACUAAAAAACUACUACAAGAAGCAGAAGCUGAUGCAAAAGGAGGACAGUCCCACUGCCGAUUACUACGACUACAUCUGUGUCAUUGACUUCGAGGCCACCUGUGAAGAGGGCAACCCCCCGGAGUUCAUCCACGAAAUCAUCGAAUUUCCUAUUGUCCUCUUAAAUACGCACACCCUAGAAAUUGAGGACACGUUUCAGCAGUAUGUGAGGCCAGAAAUUAACACCCAGCUUUCAGACUUUUGCAUCAAUCUAACGGGAAUCACUCAGGAUGUGGUCGACAGAGCGGAUACAUUUCCUCAGGUGCUUCAAAAAGUAGUUGAAUGGAUGAGACAAAAGGAGCUGGGGACAAAGUAUAAAUAUUCCAUACUGACUGAUGGUUCAUGGGAUAUGAGUAAAUUCCUGACAAUUCAGUGUCGGAUCAGCCAUCUCAAGUAUCCUGCUUUCGCUAAGAAGUGGAUCAACAUCCGAAAAUCUUAUGGAAACUUCUACAAGGUGCCCAGGAGCCAGACGAAACUGGCCAUCAUGCUGGAAAAGCUGGGGAUGAGCUACGCCGGUCGGCCCCACAGCGGCCUGGAUGACUCCAAGAACAUCGCCCGCAUCGCCGUGCGCAUGCUCCAGGAUGGUUGCCAGCUGCGUGUCAACGAGAAGAUGCACGCCGGCCAGCUCACCAGCGUCACUUCGGCCACCCCCAUAGAGGGCAUGCCUGCCCCAAACAUGCCCCGGGUCCGGAACUAGCCCUUCCUGGGAGGCGGGAUGCCGGGGGGCACCGGCGGACCUCGAGCUGCCGCGGGGAAGGAGCCAGUGGCCACCCAGCCACCUGGUUUCACGCUGCAAGAACCCAGCACCUUACACGUCCAGAGUUCCCCUUGCAGUUUUAUCUCUAUAUUUGUUGGACAGAGGGAAAAUGUUAGAAUUCCUGUAGUUUUGUAAAAAAAAAAAAAAAAAAAAAAAAAAAAUU